Molecule: messenger RNA, 405 nt
Organism: Recurvomyces mirabilis
Lineage: Eukaryota; Fungi; Ascomycota; Dothideomycetes; Mycosphaerellales; Teratosphaeriaceae
Exons: 2
Coding region: 1-405 (134 amino acids)
Cellular component (GO): nucleus; cytosol
Molecular function (GO): DNA binding
Source: RefSeq, a predicted model, not a curated record
AUGGGUGAUUCGGAUCUAGAGGCCAUUAGGCAGGCACGACGCCAAGAGCUGCAGUCCCAGCAAGGAGGCGGCGGUGGCCGAGCUGGUGGACAGCAGGAUGAGCAGAAGAAUCGCGAAGCAGAAGUCCGAGCAUCCAUCUUAUCGCAAAUCCUUGAGCCAGCAGCGGCAGAUCGUCUAGGACGUAUACGCAUGGUCAACGCGCCUCGCGCCGAGGAUGUCGAAAGCAGACUCAUCAUGCUGGCACGAUCAGGUCAGCUACGAGGACGAGUGUCGGAGACACAGCUCAAGGAUAUCUUGGGUGCAUUGAACGAACAGCAACAGGAAGUGGAGAAGGUCACAGUGCAAAGGCGGAAAGGCGGCUGGGACGAUGAUGACCUGGACGAUUUAUUGCGGGAGGACGACUGA